AUGGCCUCGCAGUCUAUGAUAUCAACCGUGAGGGACACGGAGGAGUCCCAGGACAGCCAGCUGAUCCUCGCGACCCUGCGCGCCGAGCUGGGCGUGCCUUUGGUGGUAAGUGGAAGCGCUGACCUCAGCCACAGCGGCCUGCAGGGCUCUCACUCUGGAACCCUGCAAGCGCCUGGCCAGGCAUCUACAAGCCCCAUAGCUGCACAGUUAUAUCUGACAUGUUCGGAUAACAACCGCCAUCGCAGCGGCGGACACGUUCCCAUACCCUCCGAGCCGGCGCGUCCAAAGGAGAAGCACUCACAAACUCCCGAACAUUUACCUCCCACCUAUAGGUCAUUUACCAUUCCCGCGCCACCUCCACCGCCGAAAUCGAAGCCCCAGUGGCCCGCGCAUUUUGUCAAACAGGAAUCGAUAGAAAGCCGUCCGAAGCUCAGCCUAAUGCAGGGUCUAGAUCAUCCUAACAAUGCCCCGGGGACUCAAAUACCAGACACGCUACUCCCUGAUACAUUUCUCCCGCCCGCUACCCAGGCCAUAGGCCACGGCGGUGAUGAUGUGCCAUCGGCGCACUCAUCGCUGCACUCCGCCGCCGGCCCCCGCAAAGACACAUCCCAGCAGACGCCAACGCAAGUCAAUGACGGCCGCGACUAUGAUACGGGAUAUGAGCCGCCGUCGAGCGAGCGUGGAGUCGAUACUGGCGAUACGCAAGCAUCGAACCUCGAAGGCCAGACGCUACAAGACGACGAUACCGGCGCCGUCAACCUUGGCAUCCUGAUUGACUUCCCCCGCCAAUCCUCCCAGGUCUCUGAAGACGGGGGCUUCGAAAACGCCAGAGGCGGCUGGAGACUGCCAGACGACACGCAACAGAAUUCCAUACAGACCGAGACACCAUACAAAAAUGGCAAUCUGCCUCCGCCAGAGACCCCGGCUCUGCCCAAGAACCCGUUUGCGCCCAAGGGUGGCCCGGGGACCUUUGGAGCUGCCCCGGCACCUCUUGGCGGUACACAACUGUUUGGCCAGACGCAGCUACUGACGUCGGCCGUCAAGAACAGUCCGACGUCGUCUCGACCAUCGCCAAAUGUGUACAACUCCAUAUCACCAGGCUUCGCCGAGACGUCUCCUCUGAAAAACCGCACCAACAUCUCCUCUCCCACAGACAUGAGGUCCUCGAGUCCCCCGCGCCUCCAUGAAGUGCCGGCGACUGUUAUCAAGGGACCUCGUAUGAGCAUAAUCACCGAGGAGACGCCAACAACGAGCAGAGUGUCUAGGGAGGAUAGAAUUCCAGAGUCGCCUACGCGUCCCCGAUCGAGAGAACGACAACCGCUUGCCCACUACGAGCCGAUGCAACAAUCACAAGCACGCAAGACUGGUAGCGAUUCUGUUGGUAUUGCCUUGUCUUUUGAUGGUGACACACAUGACACGGUCGAGCAGCUUGAAAGGCGCCGACGCAUCGAGAGAAAACGAGCCAGAGCCGGGGAGGAGCUCGAAAAGAUUACCCUUGCGCGGCCUGUUAGGGUAAGUGAUCGCGCAGAAGCAAACGGAAAGCGCCGUCGCUUGGAGCGGAACAGUCAGUCCGUCGGCCUGGCAGACGAGAAAGCUCUUACAGGAUCCGCCACGACUGCGUUGCGAGGCACACAACCGCAGUCAUUACAGUCGACGAAAGCAACACCUGGUGAAGAAACUGAUACCGCGGAAAUAACUGUCAACGAGAGAGCAGAUGCUGGGGCCCGGAAUCAAGGUGUAAACGACAUCGCUGAAUAUGACAUGAUUCCGGCAACAAGCCCGGUACAAUUAACGCCCGCAGACGACCUCAAUCGAACUGGAAGCCCUGCUUCCGAGCCUGAUCUGCCAAUUCUACGUGAAGAGCAGUCCACGAUUAGCAGUGCUGAACCAUCAUCGUUGCCUCCCUUGAACAGCAGAAGGCGAACGUAUGGGCGGCAAGCAGUAAGACGGCGCAAGAACCUCGUCCUGGACUCGUCGAAUCCACACUCGGCCUCGACGGGGAUAGUUUCCUCAAAAUAUGAUACUGGUGAAACUCGUCCACCCAAUGAUGACCCUAUUCAUUCCGACGAGGGACAGACACCGAUGGCUACUCGAUCCGGAUCCAAAAAGCAAAGCCCCAAAACGCCAAUGCUGCUCAGUGGUGACGAGGCUUCCACCACAUCAUCAAGCCUGAGUGUCUCAUCUCGCACACCGAACCCGCCACCCAAGACAACGCCUGCGACUGACGAGUCCCUUGCGUCAAAAGCUCUCGACGUGGAUACAGGCCACUCGCUUACGCCGAGCAGAAGCUUACGCCGCCGCGUCAUCGGAAAAGAGUCUGCCACACCGCUACCUUUGUUGUCGUCACGGAGCCUGCGUGCCUCAAAGCGUCUGCACGGCGAGCCUCAUUCUUCUGGACAGCCACGCACGCCAUCCGACACUUGCGCUGCUACUACAUUUGUACAGAGAAUCUGCCAGAAUGUAGAAGCUGUGCACCGCGAGGAGCGUCAUCUGUUUGAAGGCAUGGUGUUUGCCAUAUCUGUAGCAGCGGACCGUGGCAAGCUUGAGAGUCGCAUAGUUCAAGCCGGCGGUUCUGUUCUGCAAGACGGCUUCCAGGAGCUGUUCCAGUCCCUGCCGUCGAUGACCUCGACAGACGGCGCAGUAGAUGACAAGACGGAUCUCAUUCUCUCGCAACCAGGUCUCGAGAGUGGCUUCGCUGCCCUCAUCGCGGACGGACAUUCACGGAAGGCCAAAUACAUGCAGGCUCUAGCCCUCGGCCUACCUUGUCUUGCGCAGCAAUGGAUCUUCGCUUGUCUGCACAAGGGCGCGCUUAUUGACUGGCAGCCUUACCUGCUCUGCGCUGGCGCCUCGGCCGUGUUGGGGAAUGCAUCCCGGUCGCGCUAUCUGCUGCCCUACCCCGCGGACACGGCCGUGCUGGCGGACACGAUUGAGCAGCGCCCGCGUCUCCUGCACGGCCAGAGCGUGCUCGUUGUCAUGGACGGAAAAAAGGCCCGGAGCGAGGCCAAGCAGCCGUACAUGUUCCUAUGCCAAGCCCUCGGCCCGGCCAUUACGCGCGUGACCACGGUGGACCAGGGCCGCGCCGCGCUGGCGCAGAGUGUCAAGAGCGGCGGCCGGCCCUUUACGUGGUUGUACAUUGACAAGGCGACAGGCACGGCGGAUGCGGUGUUGGCGACGCCGUCCUCGGCGAGGUCCAAAAGGAAGAAAAAGAGAACGACACCUGUCGCGACGCAGGCGGGUGCUGGUGUCCGAAUAUUGCAUGAUGAGUUGAUUAUUCAGAGUCUUAUUCUUGGCCGCAUUGUCGAGCCGGAGGAGGAGGAUUCAUUUUGA
This is a messenger RNA of Cordyceps militaris CM01, 3327 nucleotides long. RefSeq names its product DNA damage repair protein (Rad9), putative. Gene Ontology annotation, cellular component: nucleus. Gene Ontology annotation, biological process: DNA damage checkpoint signaling; positive regulation of transcription by RNA polymerase II. Gene Ontology annotation, molecular function: histone binding. The coding region runs from base 1 to 3327 and encodes 1108 amino acids. The transcript is spliced from 3 exons. Lineage: Eukaryota; Fungi; Ascomycota; Sordariomycetes; Hypocreales; Cordycipitaceae. The record is from RefSeq and is a predicted model, not a curated record.